Messenger RNA from Colias croceus (clouded yellow), 780 nucleotides. RefSeq names its product probable pseudouridine-5'-phosphatase. Gene Ontology annotation, molecular function: phosphatase activity. The transcript is spliced from 7 exons. Bases 47 to 712 code for a protein of 221 amino acids. The record is from RefSeq and is a predicted model, not a curated record. NCBI's taxonomy places the organism in Eukaryota, Metazoa, Arthropoda, Insecta, Lepidoptera, Pieridae.
CUUAUUUCGAAGGAAGUUUUUAAAAGUCACACAUUGCCUGUUUGAUAUGGACGAUUCCGAAGUAAUGUACCAUAAAAUGAUCAAGCAAAUAUGUGACAAAUAUAACAAGAAAUAUACUAAAGAUUUACAAGUUAAGCUAUACGGAGAGACAGACAAACAAAUAUGUGUCACUGUGGUCAAAGAACUUAAGCUGCCAAUAUCAGCUGAUGAAUUUGGCAAUCAGUUGAACAACAUGGCGCAGAAAAUGUUGCCCAGUGCACCAUUGCUGCAAGGUGCUGAAAGACUCCUAACCCAUCUACAUGAUCACAAAAUACCGAUGGCCUUAGCGACCAACUCGACGGAACAAGCUGUAAGGUUGCACGCUACAGCAAGACCCAAGCUGUUUGGUUUAUUCCAUCAUAAGGUGAGCGUAACAGACCCACAAGUAGUCCGGGGUAAACCGCACCCGGAUAUCUAUUUAGUCGCUGCGAAUCGGUUCCCGGAUAAGCCGAAACCUAAACAGUGUCUUGUAUUCGAAGAUUCGGCUAUAGGCGUGUUAGCCGCGAAGGAAGCUGGGAUGCAGGUAGUAAUGAUACCAGACGCUCGUCUCGACCGCGAGCAAACCCGCCAGGCGACGCUAGUUGUAAAAUCAUUAUUAGACUUUAAGCCAGAAAUGUUUGGUCUUCCACCCUUCGAUGAAACUCCAACACGAUCUAGUUAUCUUGAAAAAUAAUAAAAAAAAAGUUGUGUGGUUUUAUGAAACCACGGUAAAAGUGAAACUUUUUUUCACACUAUAGACAU